GGAUAAUAACUUUUUCGUUAAAAAUAAUUACCGUGUUAUUUUUUGUUUGUUGUUGUUGUUACUUGUUACAUUAAACUAUAAUUUAUAUAUGAGUAUCGAAUUCCAAUUGCGGAAGAAAGGAGAAAAUAAUCUCCGGUUUGAGCUGCGUCGACGAGAUCUAUCGUCAGGAUCUCAGAUUUGUUGUUACACUCUUGCUCAAGUCUGGAGACAUGAGUUCUCCGGGAACGAGUAUGUUCACCAAUUUCACUAAGCUCUGCAAAGGACUUGCCCUGGUACUUGUGGUGGGACACCUCGUGGUUCAGUUCAUUCCCGCUACCGUCCCAUACCUUGCUCUGAUUCCGGCGAGGACUAUUCCUUUUGCCUGGAAUCUGAUAACAAGCGGCUAUUUUGAACUCUCAGUAUAUGGGGUUGUCUUCAGCACCGUUUCUCUCCUUUUUAUGGGAAAGUUCCUGGAACCUGUCUGGGGUUCCACGGAGUUCCUUAAGUUCAUCUUUGUGGUGAACUUCCUUACGUAUCUCUGUGUUUUCGUUACAGCCAUUGCCUUAUACUACAUAACGAGGCUGGAAGUUUACCUAUAUAUGCCCUUUGCUGGUUUUCAUGGUGUCUUGGCAGGCCUUCUUGUAGGGAUAAAGCAGAUAAUACCUGACCAGGAGAUAUUGCUGUUAAAGAUAAAAGCAAAGUGGUUGCCCUCAAUUAUGCUAAUUUUGUCAAUAGCCUCAAGCUUCUUCACACUAGAUUCAGCAGCAUAUCUUCCCACUUUGAUAUUUGGUACAUAUAUGGGCUGGUUAUACCUCAGGUACCUACAGAGGAGACCAGAAACAAAGCUCAGAGGUGAUCCAAGUGAUGACUUUGCCUUCUCUACUUUCUUUCCUGAACUUCUCAGGCCAGUAAUUGACCCCAUUGCCUUAAUCUUUCACCGGAUGCUUUGUGGAAGAUCAAAUGCCACCAGUGAAGACCAUGAUUAUUCUACCAGUGGUGCACCAUUGCCAGGUUCUGAUUCUGCUGAAGCAUCCAGGAGGAGAGAAAGAGGGGCAAGAGCUCUAGAGGAGAGACUAGGAACGGAAAGAUUGGUUCCUGCAAGGAACAAAGAUGAAUUGCAGAGUGAUGGUUUAGAUAACGUAUAAGUGGAGAUUGCAAUAAGCAUUUUGAAGAAGCUGUUGUUGGUUCUUACUUGUGUUCAUGUGGACAGUUUUUUUUUGUUUUUUUUUUUUGUUAAUGAAAUUGGCGUUUAUACAGAAUCAGCUUCGUAAAUUCCUUUGACAGCUCAGAAAGGUAGUACAUUUCCUUGGACAAACCACCAAUUAGAAACAAUUUUCUUGGACGAGAGGAUAUAAAAGUAGUUAUACAUGUUUUCACUUGUCUCUAAACUUGUUAUUGAAACAGUCGUAACUC
This is a messenger RNA of Arabidopsis thaliana (thale cress), 1392 nucleotides long. RefSeq names its product rhomboid protein-like protein. The record is from RefSeq and is marked reviewed. NCBI's taxonomy places the organism in Eukaryota, Viridiplantae, Streptophyta, Magnoliopsida, Brassicales, Brassicaceae. Gene Ontology annotation, cellular component: membrane. The transcript is spliced from 8 exons. Gene Ontology annotation, biological process: retrograde vesicle-mediated transport, Golgi to endoplasmic reticulum. The coding region runs from base 210 to 1124 and encodes 304 amino acids.